GGAGGAGACACCUUUGUUUCCCAGCUUUGGUUUGUAAACAAGAGGAAGUCUAGACUUCCAGCUGGCGCUUUUCGGGGGGCCUGCUGGUCUCUCCGCAGGGUGCCUCCCCUCUGACAAAGCUGCCCCGACACUCUCUCGACCCUACGCAGGCGUGCAUCGGGAGGGCGAAGAGGAUUCAUCCAAAGAAGGGGGUCCUUCUGCAUUUCUCUCCUGCCAGGGCAUUUCCAGCUUCCCCGCCCGGGGACUGUGCAUUCUUCGCAACUCUCCAGCGGCUUCUCUCUUCAUUUUGUGACCCCACCACAAUGGUGAGGCUGUCCAAACCCAAAACCUUUCAAGCCUAUCUGGACAACUGCCACCGACGCUACAGCUGUGUGCACUGCCGGGCACACCUGGCCAACCACGACGAUCUUAUCUCCAAGUCUUUUCAAGGAAGCCAAGGCCGGGCAUAUUUAUUCAACUCUGUAGUAAAUGUUGGAUGUGGCCCAGCUGAAGAACGGGUUCUUCUGACAGGUCUACACGCUGUGGCUGACAUCUACUGUGAGAACUGCAAAACCACACUUGGAUGGAAAUAUGAACAAGCCUUCGAGACCAGCCAGAAAUACAAAGAAGGGAAAUACAUCAUUGAACUCAACCACAUGAUCAAGGAUAAUGGUUGGGAUUGAAACAAGAGGGGCAAUGGGAACGAAGCAAGAUCUUGCCCCCUUUGGCUAAUGACAUGUAGAAGGCGGAGCCUAAGAAAUGACUAUUUCCACAACACUUGCCUCUGCCUUCCCAACCAAUGGGCUGCCACCCAAAUCACCUCUGAAUGCAUCUGAGUUGUGAAGGAGGAGGCGGAGCUUCUGCUGGGUGGGAGGCCACACCCACGGCUCAGCUAUGAUGCCCUUGCGUGGCGAACGGAGGCAGCGCACAGAGACACCUAGGCCGGGGCAGUGUGCAAGCAGGGUUGGGGAGGGGGAGGAGUGUGGGGUUUGUUGUACAGAGUGUGUAUUCAAAAAUAAUGACAGUCAUUGUAUAGUGGAAGGGGGAAGGCAAGGGCUGUACAGUAUUUGUGGCUUUGUGAGUGUGUAUUAUAUAUAUAUAAAUAUAAAUAAAAGAACUGAAGUGA
Sphaerodactylus townsendi is the source of this 1105-nucleotide messenger RNA. It is a transcript of the gene YPEL3, whose product is annotated as yippee like 3. The transcript has 5 exons. Bases 303 to 662 code for a protein of 119 amino acids. The record is from RefSeq and is a predicted model, not a curated record. Lineage: Eukaryota; Metazoa; Chordata; Lepidosauria; Squamata; Sphaerodactylidae.